This is a messenger RNA of Drosophila busckii, 872 nucleotides long. RefSeq names its product glutathione S-transferase 1. The transcript has a single exon. Gene Ontology annotation, biological process: glutathione metabolic process. Gene Ontology annotation, molecular function: glutathione transferase activity. NCBI's taxonomy places the organism in Eukaryota, Metazoa, Arthropoda, Insecta, Diptera, Drosophilidae. The record is from RefSeq and is a predicted model, not a curated record. The coding region runs from base 13 to 729 and encodes 238 amino acids.
CGAAAACUAAAGAUGGUGCUUGUACUCUAUGGCAAUGAGCUGAGUCCUCCGGUGCGCGCAGUGCUCCUAACACUUCGUGAGCUGCAGCUGGAGCAUGAGUUUCGCAACGUGGAUCUAAUGGCGGGCGAGCAUUUGCUGCCGGAUUUUGUGCGCAAGAAUCCGCAGCAUACGGUGCCCUUGCUGCAGGACGAUGAGAGCUACAUCGCUGACUCGCACGCCAUCAUUGGCUAUUUGGUUAAUAAAUAUGCGCAGCAGGAUACGCUUUAUCCCCAGGAGCCCAUACAACGCGCCGCAGUGGAUCAGCGUCUGCAUUACGAGUCCAGCGUGCUGUUCAACAAUUUGAAGCAACUAAAUCUGCUGCUGUUCAAGCAAAAUGUAACCGAAUUGCCCAAGGAUAAGCUGGCCGAACUUUACGACAGCUAUGCGCUGCUGGAGAAAUUCUUAGAGCUCACCACCUAUCUGGCUGGCGAGCAUUUAACCAUUGCUGACUUUAGCACUGUGGCCACAGUUAGCACUUUGAAUCUAACCUAUGCCCCACUGGAUGCCGACAAGUAUCCCAAAUUGUGCGCCUGGCUGGCUCGUUUGGAGGCGCUGCCUUAUUACGAGCAGGCCAAUCUGCAAGGAGCGCGUUUAUUGGCGGACAAGGUGCGUGCCAAGCUGCCCAAGCAGUUUGACAAGCUGUGGCAAAAGGCUUUUGCGGAUAUUAAAAGUGGCGCUGGCAAGCAAUAAGCAAAUUACAGUGCCAUAUGCCAGGCAAGUGCUAAUAUGCCUCAGCAUAAUUGUUAUAUAGGGUAUAAUGAUGUUUGCAAAACUUGCCAACUUUUUGCGCUCAUUAAAAUUAUAAAAAAAAACUUGCAGUCAAAACAUAGAAA